AUGAUGACGCUGCGGAACGGUGCAUACUCGCAACGCUAUGCGAGGAUUGAGCACCAGCGUGAACAGGAGCAUGCAGCUACUGAGCGACAGACGGAGGAUGAACAGCAGCAUCGACUCAAAGAAAUGCAACAAGCAUCGAAGCGCAGAUGGAAGAAGAUGCAGGAGAAACGGGCGCGGUUGAAGCGGGAAGAGGAAGAGCGAAGAGAGCGCGUGCUCGCUGAGCGCAAGUCCAAGCUGCGCCAGCACAUCAGUGCACUGCACGAGACCACCCGUGGAAGGCGGUCGGCUGCGUCAUCGCGACCUCGGUCACGCAGCGGAUCAGUCCGCAGCAUGGGCAGCCGCACAAGGCCAGACAGCGCGGCGUCAACCCGCUCCAAGAAAGCCGGGCCAUCGCAAGCCGACGCUAUCUUGGCCCAGGCCCUCAAGGCCGUGCGCCAGUACCAAGAGCAACAGCACCAGCACCAGCUGCGCGACUAUAUUCAAAACCCAGCAGUGCAGCAGCAGCACCAGCAGCACCAGCAUCAGCACCAGCACCAGCAGCAUCAGCAGCAUCAGCACCAGCACCAGCACCAGCACCAGCACCAGCAGCACCGGCCAUCACCGCGCGUCCAGUUUGCCAGCGCAUCACCGCCUCCACACGACACGGAUGGCAGAUGGGGCAACUCUGCAGUUGAGGAGCGGGGUGGUUACGCACACGUGCCGAACCACACAACACCGCAACAUGGAAAGAGCGAUCAGAGUGAUCUGGGCUAUCACUACCACACCAAACAACGCCAAGAUCCCCACCAACAACAUCAGCAGCAGCAGCAACAGCAGCAGCAACAGCAUGAACGCGAUGUUGCUGGUGGUGGGGCCGCCCACUUGUAUUCGCGUCACCAUGACAAUGACGAUGAUGGCGGUGGCGCCUGCACGGACGACAGUCUGGACGACGGGGAGGUGUCUGAUGGCGGGGAGGACGCGUUCUGGCUUGACCACGAUGAACAAGUACAUGGCACACACGCAGUUGCCACUCGUCAGCCGCACCACCAGCACCACCAACAUCAGCAGCAUCAUGACAGUGUGCAACGAGAACACGAUUUCCAACCAUCGCGUGUACCCCACCCACCGCCACAACAAGCGCAGCAGCCACGCCCAAGCUCACGCUCGCAGUCGCAGUCGCAGCUGCAGCUGCACACGCGCUUUCGCCGCGUGCCACCGCCCGUGAUGAUGCGCAGGGAGUCAAAGCCGUUCCACGACCGCAUGCGACGCAGUGAACACAACAUGGUGGGCGAUGAAGACCGGAGCAGCGACAACGACCACCACCAUCACACCCAGCGUCACCAACAGGCGUGGGACGAUGAGAGUGGUGUGGCACAUAUGCACAGGGCUGGCAGUCACAUCCCGGGCCCGUACAAACCCGCGCGCAUUGGGCCAUCGACAUUUGUAGACGAAACAGCAAAUGGCCCUGCACGACGGCGCGGAAGUGGAAGCGUGCGCUUCUUGGACCGUGACGGUUGUGAUGAUCGUGGCGAUGCUGGUGCUGGUGAUGAGCGCAAUGAUCGUGGUGGUGGUGGUGGUGGUGGUGAUGAUGACGAGGAGGCUGGCGGAGGAAGUGGUGGGGGAGGUCGAAGGCAACGGGCUGUGCGUCACCACCAGCUCCAGCAGCAGAAGCAACACGUGUACCAUUACCCACAGCACCCGACCUCACACACAACCAAGAGCUCAGAGCAGCAGCAACAGCAACAACGAGUGCCGCAGCAACAAUCCCACCCACAUCCGCAGCAGCAGCAACAAUCCCACCCACAUCCACAACAUCCACAUCCGCAACAUCCACUGCAGCAGCAGCAGCAGCAGCAGCAGCAGCAAAGACACGGUGCGGGGAACGAGGCGACAGUUGUGCAAUACAAGAUGCCACACCGCCGCGGCCACGAGCCAACAGCAGCGGCGCGCGACAGGUGGCAAGGCAGGCGGCUGCACCUCAAGACGGCUAGUGGUGAGCGCGUUGUGCAGCACGACCCGCUCACACGCGCAAAGAUUGCCGGCCCGUCUGUCCAGCGCGCACAUGCACGCGUGCGUCCAUCACGGGGUGUGUCCGAUGCACCUUCGCACCAGCACCAGCACCAGCAACAGUAUCAGCAACAGUAUCAACACCCGCACGGUCCGCGCACGCGUCUGGUGACGCGAAAACCCGCUGGUGAAGUGCUGGACAGCAUGCAGCUGUUCCUUGAGCUGGAGCAGGAGCUCAGCGACGACGCACACGCACACGCAGACACACACGCACAUGCACACGCACGCACGCGGCUGCAGUCUGAUGCAAGUGCAGGGCGGAGAUAUGGCAGGCAGCAGCCUGGAGGGGCACGCAAGGGUCGCUCGUCGCCAUCGUUGCCGUCGUCAUACAAGACGCGCCAGCUUGUGAACCAGAGUGUGGACGAUGCUAUCGGUGAGCUUGAGGUGCUUGAGCAAGAUCUUAUGGUCAACCUAGAGCACCUCGACCAGCGGCUCAAAGCCAUUGAGCACAGGCGCGGCGAUACCCCCGACGAUGCCGAAGACAGCGACACGUCAUCUCGUGGUCGUGGUCGUGGUCGUGGUCGUGGCAGGGGUGGUGGGAAGAGGAUGAGGGUGGCGAGUGCCCCCGUGCACCGCUCACCAGCACGACAGCCGCAGCCACCACGGAUGCCGCGCACGCAGUCAGCGCGCCACCGCACGAAGCAGUGGGCGGAGGCGACGAAGAAGGAGGUUGCUGGCGGUGAUGACGCUGCGAAUGCCAUGGCGGCCGCCAACGCGCGUCCCGUCAAGCAGCGGUCGUUUCGGCGAUACAGGAAGCCGACGUCAUACGCUGACAUACACGCGGGCUGA
Messenger RNA from Salpingoeca rosetta, 2835 nucleotides. RefSeq lists its product as uncharacterized. The transcript has 3 exons. The record is from RefSeq and is a predicted model, not a curated record. Lineage: Eukaryota; Choanoflagellata; Craspedida; Salpingoecidae. The coding region runs from base 1 to 2835 and encodes 944 amino acids.